Molecule: messenger RNA, 408 nt
Organism: Hydatigera taeniaeformis
Lineage: Eukaryota; Metazoa; Platyhelminthes; Cestoda; Cyclophyllidea; Taeniidae
Source: the annotation of a GenBank genome assembly
CAACUGUGGACAGCUCCAGAGCUACUGCGACAGUAUCCCAACCAGGGUGACCUUCGAGGCACCUACAAAGGUGACAUCUAUAGCUUUGCAAUCGUCUCUCAGGAGAUUAUUUAUCGCAAAGGUGUCUUCUACCGGCCCGAUAUCUUCGAGCCCGAGGUCAUCAUCAUACAGCGGGUGAAAUCAAGUCCACCGUUUCGUCCACUGAUGGAGGUUUCGGAGGAGGCCGGACGUACGGCCGAUCUUGUGGGCCUGAUCCAGAGCGCCUGGGCCGAGGAGCCCUCUCUUCGACCCGACUUUACUACCAUCAAGUUGUCUAUGCGCAAGUUCAACGAGUCAGUCACAUUCUUUUCUUUAUUCUCUCAUCGCCUUCACUAUCUCAUAGGGUUGAAUAAUUCAGGAUUUAGCUAA